Messenger RNA from Funneliformis geosporum, 1040 nucleotides. NCBI's taxonomy places the organism in Eukaryota, Fungi, Glomeromycota, Glomeromycetes, Glomerales, Glomeraceae. The record is from the annotation of a GenBank genome assembly.
GUAGGGAACAAUUUGUCGCUGAAAACCAAGAAAUUAUCCACGGAAUAAGAGAAAUAAAAAGUGAUGUUAAAGAAAUCAAGAAAUUUAUGGUAAUGAAUAAUCUCCGGCAAUUAGCCGAAAAAGACGAACAAAGGAAAAAAGAAAUUGCCGAAUGGGAUAGAAUACAAGCGGAAGAUGAGGAAAAGUUUAGCAAGUUUAAAAAAAUUGUUAAGAACACGGAAAUCAAAGACCCUCAUCCGGCGGUAGUAAUUUCGAAUGACCUUCAAAAUCAAAAAAGCAGUCGGAUUACCGUGGUUCCUUUAACUCAUACUCUCAAACCUUUUUAUGAAGGAAUAAUCAAGCACUUGGGAACAUUUGACCUAAAAACUAGGCAAGAAGUGGAAAGGAAAGUAUUAGAGGGUUUGGAAUUAGUUAAAUCGCUUAGUAGCGAACAACUGCUUUUGGAAUUAGCUAGAAGACCAAGUGUUUCAGCAAGAACCUUAGAAAUUGCCAAAAGAGCAGAUUUAAUAAUUCAGCCAGUCGGAGCCAGUCGCGAUGACUUAUUACCCGCUCUCCGUGAAUUCAAUGCCCUAAAAGCCCAAGGUAUUAGUAAAGAUAAAUUAUUGUUCGUGCUUAAUCACUUAUCUACUCCGGCUGAAAUAUUAGCCACCCAAGAAUAUUUAACUGAAAGCGGAUAUCCUUUUGCUCCUUUUUAUUUAUACGAAAAAGUCUCUUACCGCCAAGCCCAAAGUGAAGGAAAGAGUAUUAGUGAGGUUAAUUUUCCUAGUUUAAAAAAACAAGUUCAGAAAUUAGUUAAUUUUGUUUUAAAACAGGUAGAGAUACCGCAAGAGGUUAGUGAAAAUAUAAAGGCUCCGGAAACUGCUCCCAGUGAUAAAAGAAUUAGUGGGAGAACUAAGCAACUUAAUUUUAAAGUCAGGGAGGAAUUUUAUUGGCAAUUGAAAAAUAGAGCAGUAGAGGAAAAGUGUCUGAUGGUGGAAAUAUUGGAAAAAGCCUUAGAAAGUUAUGAACGAGAAAAAGAAGUCCAGUCAAAAAAGAGUUAG